This is a messenger RNA of Silurus meridionalis, 4385 nucleotides long. RefSeq names its product TOX high mobility group box family member 2 (gene tox2). Gene Ontology annotation, cellular component: nucleus. Gene Ontology annotation, molecular function: chromatin DNA binding. The transcript is spliced from 10 exons. The record is from RefSeq and is a predicted model, not a curated record. The coding region runs from base 1750 to 3375 and encodes 541 amino acids. Lineage: Eukaryota; Metazoa; Chordata; Actinopteri; Siluriformes; Siluridae. Gene Ontology annotation, biological process: regulation of transcription by RNA polymerase II.
UAGCGCAUUAUUUGAUGGCUUGGUGCAUGCCUAUAGGGAUACUUACAGUGCUUUCACUUUCAGGGGAAGUAGUAGCUCAGUGGUUAAGAUGUUUUAAUCCCAGCACCACCAAGAUACCACCGAGACCGUGAGCAAGGCCCUUAACCUUUAAUUGCUCAGUCGUAAAAAAAAAAUUAAGCUAAUAAUCAUUGUAAGUUGCUCAGGAUAAGGUCAUUUACCGAAUUUCAUACAUGUAAAUGUACUUAAAGAAUCUGAUCCUUGGAUUUUGGGGAAAGAAACAAGGAGCACCUUUACCAAAACAGAGACUAUAUGCCUUUCGUUGGGCAAUGCCCCAACAUGCCAUGCCAUAUCACAACCCUCUCCUUUAUUAUAACACCCCUAGAAAGAUUGCACUGCUGCUACCUGAUUCUGUACUUCAGUUUUAAAUUCAUCAAGUUUUCCUGGUCAACUUUUAACAUCUUACGAGCGAGUCUAUGCGUCUACGUGUUAGUUAGAUAAGUGUUAAAACCACAGGUGGUUAGAAGUUGCUCAUGUGAAAGCAAAACCAUGAUUAAAUUAAUUGGCUCAAAAUCCACACCCGAAACUAUAAAAUAUCAUCUUUCCAGCACCUGGAUACUGUGGUUACCUGGACUGUGAUAUUAAAUGAGAUUGAAAUGGGAGAAAUUACAUCUAUCAAACAGCUCCAACUUCAUGAUCACGAUCUUAAAUGUAUCAUAUUGUAAAUAAUAAAGGACCUGUGAGCAUAUCUCUGACACUUGUACAGGUGCAUGUUUUGAUACAGGGAUUAGAGUAUAUGAGCUGGUAUAUGGGAUACAGUUUGGGCAUAAAUAAUUAAUCUUGCUGAAAUAUGAUCCAGUUUAAAGAUAUAUGUCACAAACGAGCGUGUGCAAAACGUGAAUGCACUCCUGUGAUGCAAAUCCUGAAGAUUGGGCACACUGAUUGGGCAAAUCCCAGUGCAGCCAUGUUUGUCUUGAACUUGUUCAUUCGAUGUACUGUCCAUUUCCGGUUUUACUUUCCGCUAAUGAUGAUUGAUUGUCAAGCUUGGUACCCCGUUCUCUCUCUCUCUCUCUCUCUCUCUCUCUCUCCAUCUCUCAUGCUCGCUCUCUCGGUCUGUUCCUUUUCCCGUCGGCAGAGGUCGCUUGGCGUUUCCCAAUGGAGCCUGAGCGCAUGGACGCGUUCUCCAGCUACUUACACCCCGAGUGUGUGAAUUUAAUACCAAAGCCGUUCACUGCGCGCGAGCAGCACGGGUCUCAGCGCCGUGCUCGUGAAAAAGGUCACACGCACGCAGUUGUCAGCUUUAAAGUUUUGCUCUUUUUCUCUUUUUCAUUUCUUAUCAUUCACUUGAAUAGCAGAGUGCACUAUUUCCUGCCUUCUGAAAGUGAACUUCAUUAUGAUUAUAAAUAUUAUUAGUAUUUUUGAAUAGCGCUCGGUCCUGGUGAACACAUCCAGAAGUCAGUGCAUUAACCUUAGGCAUAAAUAGAGCGGCUGAUCUGUGUUUUUAUUCGUGCUGAAGUGAAAAACCGCGAACGGAUGUGAGGAAAAAAGAGCGCCUGGAGAGAGAGAGAGAGAGAGAGAGAGAGAGACUCAACCCCUUUUUUUCUUCUUUCAAUCGUUCUGUUUCUUUUUUGUUUGGGUUAACAAUAGAGCAAGCGCGCGCCCGAGAGAGAGAGAGAGAGAGAGAGAGAGAGAGAGAGAGAGACUCGUAGACGCUGAACCUGUUUUCAUGCCUUCAGUGGAGCGGAGCGGGCGAUGGAUGUGAGAUUUUAUCCAGCACCCCCUUCGAGCGUGGGCUCCUGCACAUUAUCCACCGACUCCAGCCUCGCCUCUCUGGACUAUUAUCACUGCAACAAGAACAGAUACAGUGUAGGAGAUCGUGCUAGACUGUACAGCGGUUUGCCCGUGAGGCCCAACCCUGACGGGAAAAGACUGCCCUCUUCAGGGUUUGAUGGUGAAAACAUGUACAUGAAUGAGAAUAACCAAGAGUUCCUUUCCCCAAGUCAGCAGAACUAUUCUGGGCAGGGAGGAGGGAGUGGGAAUGGAGGCGGUGGUGGCGACGAGGACUAUGAGAUUCCUCCUAUAACCCCACCGAACCACCCCGAGCCUCCUCUGCUGCAUCUGAUGGAUCCAGAGUCCGGCUAUCUGUGUCACUCGCUGCCCCAUAACGGCCUGAUCAACCCCUACACGUACCCCGAGCUGCCCGCUGCUCUUAUGAUGUCAAACAUGUUACAGGAGAGUCAUCUGCUCUCAAGCCAAAUGCCCUCGAUGCAGGCUCUGGCCGGGUCAGACAGCGGGCACUACCCCCGUGCCCACCAUGUCCCCAAGCUAAACACUCCUACGAUACUGCCCCAUCCUAUGAGCGCUCUGUCCCAGCUCAGCUCUCGGAUUGGCCGAGACUCCUUUACCUACGCUUCCCCUUCGUCCGUGGGAAGUCAGUCAGCCACGCCCUCCCCUUCGAACUCCACCCAGGAAGAGGAAGCAGAAUACCACGCAAAGAUCACGGGAGAGAAAAGACCAUCCUCAGACAUGAUGAAGCCCAAACCCAAACCUCAGAAAAAGAAGAAGAAGAAGGAUCCUAACGAGCCUCAAAAGCCCGUCUCAGCCUACGCCCUCUUCUUCCGGGACACUCAGGCGGCCAUUAAGGGGCAGAACCCCAACGCUACGUUCGGAGACGUCUCCAAGAUAGUGGCUUCCAUGUGGGACAGUUUGGGAGAGGAGCAGAAGCAGGGGUAUAAGAGAAAAACAGAAGCGGCUAAGAAGGAGUACCUGAAGGCCCUGGCAGCGUACCGAGCCAGCCUGGUUUCCAAGACCUACAAUGACCCAGUGGAGAGUAAAAGUGCCCAGUCUAGCCAGCCUUCAUCCCAUAUGAUGCCCCCGAACCCACCGCUAUACAGUGUGCCCCCUCAGCCUUCCUCUCCCUAUUUGGGCCCGAAUCCCUUCCCUCUAUCUGACCUACAGAGUUACGCGGCGGCCGGAGCACCUCGGCACGCGCUGCCCCGCUCGGCCAUGCUGCCCGCACUCAGUGCCUCCCCUCCGGCCUCGUUCCAAAUCAGCCCCCCUCUCCACCAGCAGCUCUCCCUGCACCAGGGCUCACUCCUCAACCAGCCAAUCCGCAUGCAGCAGGUCCAGUCGCAGCCAAUCAUCUCUCACCAGAUGGGCCUCCAGGCCUCACUUCACUCCCCUGCCCCAGGCCAGCAGGGCUUCUCUCACUUACAGUCAGAAUAUCAGAAGACUGUGGGAGGCUCUCAGUCUCCUGGAGCUCCAAACCCAGUGGGACAGAACCCUGACUGGGACAGUGAGUACUGCAAUCGGGAGUGUGGAGGAAACCACUGCAGUGGCAGCAUGAUAGGCAGGGACAAGCCACUCUACCUCACUUGAAGUGAAUGGAGAAGAAACAAAAAAGACGAUGUGUGACAAAAAGUGAUGAAACAACACCAGGGAGUACCCUACACCUCUCCACCCUUUUCCCCCCUCCGUCACCUUCUGUUUUCACUCAGUGUCAUUUUCAUUCGUUUUUAGAAGGAUGUGUACGCGUGUUCUGAAGACUACUAGUGAUCCUCUCAUUUUUUGCCAAGCACUUAAAAUGUACAGGCCUCCCACUGGAGACCUUCCAGAGCACUCUUACUUUCUCUGAAUUAAAAAAAAAAAAAAAAACAUAGAUAUAUUAAAGGAAAAAAAUAAACAAACUACCAUAAAACUGGCCCUCAGGGCAAACGAGCUUUAAUUAAAAUAGAGGAAAAUGUUCCUCUUCUUGAUUACUUUCUCAUGCCCUUGUUUUUUUUUUAAUUUUUUAAUUUUAUUUUUUUUUAUUUAUUUCUUGCUUGCUACAAUGUUUUUUUUUGCCAAUAACAGGUCCUGUACUGUAGAGAAAUACUCUUAUGAUGAAGUCAUUAAAGACCAACAACUUAUUGUAGGUCCAUCUUAUGCUCUGUGAAAAGAUAUUAGUAAAGGUCAGAAAAAGAAAAAAAAGAGAAACAGGUGAAUAGAUAAAAACAUUUAACUUCUUUUUUUUGUAAUUUUUAAAGACUUUAAUAGGUCUUUAUUAAUCUGUCACAGUGUGAUUGUAAAUAUCACUUUUUUGGGGGAUCAAAUUGGGGGAAAAAAUGAAGUCCAGAUAUUUUUUUCUUCUUUAUUAUGACUUAUAAUUAAUUAAUUUGUAUUUUAAAUGGUAUCCUGUGAGUGUGUGCUGGGAUGUGAGCAACAGAGUGCAUGUGUGGGUGAGUGUGUGUGGGUGAGUGUGUGUGUGUGUGUGAGUGUGAGUGUGUGUGUGUGUUGAAAAAUUGUUCAGCUUGUGCAGAUAUUAGAGGAGUGUUUCAAACAAACACAAUCUUGCAUUAAAUUUGUUCUUACUGGUGAAUUGUCAAAUAAAAAUUGAUGGUUCAAAACCA